Messenger RNA from Melospiza melodia melodia, 2384 nucleotides. RefSeq names its product TGFB induced factor homeobox 1 (gene TGIF1). The record is from RefSeq and is a predicted model, not a curated record. Lineage: Eukaryota; Metazoa; Chordata; Aves; Passeriformes; Passerellidae. Gene Ontology annotation, molecular function: RNA polymerase II cis-regulatory region sequence-specific DNA binding; DNA-binding transcription repressor activity, RNA polymerase II-specific. Bases 1143 to 1892 code for a protein of 249 amino acids. The transcript is spliced from 3 exons. Gene Ontology annotation, biological process: negative regulation of transcription by RNA polymerase II.
UCAGCCCCCCAGUCUAACUUCAAAAGACAAAAAGAUUAAGGGCUUGUUUUCCUUCUAGAGUUUCUGAAACUGCUUCUGAAAGGCAGUGUGAGUUCACUUGAAAUGAGUAUUUAUUUGUACUAGUUGAAUGUGGGUAGUAUCUUAUUUGGACUUGUAUAUAGUUUGUAAGAUUCCUAAAAUUUCUGGUGAGUUUAAAACGUGGUUUUCUUUGUGUUUUAUGGAACUAGUGACUCUUGCAUCCUACCAGAGGAGUAGAAUUGUAGCCUUCCUAACUGUUGAAUACUUGCUCGUUUGUCUGAUUUACAUUCCAUAGCUUCAUGUUACUAGUAGUGUGGUGUUCAUAUAUAAAGGGAUAGUCAGAUUGUGAAAUCUGUUCCUUCCUUUGUGUUGGAGGGGGAAGGCAUGCAGUUAACUGGCAAGUUUGGAGCCCUUACAGUAAUGAUAGCACAGAACACACGUUUCCAGGGAUAAAAAUAUGAGAUGAAAACCACAAAGUUGAAAAAAUAGUCAGGAUAAAAACUGGUACAUCUAAAUGAUCAUGGUUCUUUGAUAGACAAUACAAUUAAAUGAGAGUGCAUUUCCUGAUGAACUCUUAGGCACCUGGCUCUUCCCUUCUUCUGCACUUUUUUCCCUUCCUUAGUGAAAAUCUUACAGGUGGUGAGAAACACAAUUUUUCCCUUUCUUUUUUUCUUCUUCCAUUAAAUUUUCUGAAUAGAUGUAAUUAUUCAUUUGUAAAAUCUACAACCUAUCCCUCCCAAGAGACAAGCAUCAGGAUGUUAAGAAAUAAUUAAAUAACCUAUUGCUUGAGUUGGGGUGUUUUAAGUUCUUCCUUGUUGACCUUUUGCUCAGCCACUGGUUAGUUAUCCUUGAAAAAAAGUGCUGGAUGCAUACCACAGCCAGCAAACUUGGACAAUAUUCUCAUUAGAUAGAAGCUAUCUGAUAAUGUUCAGCAGAUAAAAGGUUGCCAGGGGAACAAGAAAAUGCAGAUUUACAGAGAAGAAUUCCUUUAGGAAGGGAUCAUUUGUGCUACUUUUUUGUUCAGCUGACAGAAGAGCUACAGCAUGACAAGUUGAUGCUGCAGGACAAGGGGCUGUAACAGUGUAGUUGCAAUAUCAGGCAGUGAAACGGAGGAUGAUGACACUAUGGAUGUCCCACUGGAUCUUUCCUCAUCUGCGGGCUCAGGAAAGCGGCGGAGACGUGGCAACCUGCCCAAGGAGUCUGUGCAGAUUCUUCGGGACUGGCUCUAUGAGCACCGAUACAAUGCUUAUCCUUCAGAGCAAGAAAAAGCGCUGUUAUCCCGACAAACACACCUUUCCACACUACAGGUCUGCAACUGGUUUAUCAAUGCACGCCGCAGGCUGUUACCUGACAUGCUGAGGAAGGAUGGCAAAGACCCAAAUCAGUUCACUAUCUCGCGGCGAGGGACCAAGCUCCCCGAGGGCGGCCUGGUGGAGUCUGCCAUCAGCACAAAGAACUACAUUCCCCUGCUGGAUGAGACUGCCUUCCUUCCCGCCGCUGCGCCGCUCGGCAAAACUGUGCCCUCUUCCAAGCCAGCUUCCCCGGGAUCGGUCCUGGCUCGGCCGUCGGUGAUUUGCCACACGACUGUGACUGCGUUGAAAGAUGCCCCUUUCCACUUUUGCCAGCCGGCUGAUGUAGGCCAGACCACGGACCUGCAGCAGCCCCCGGCUGGCGGCUUCACAGAUAGCCCCCUCUCGUGCCACGAGGACGCAUCCAAACUGGGACCUGGUGCAAACACACAGAGUGGGCUCUUCAACACUCCUCCUCCAACACCACCAGACCUUAACCAGGAUUUUAGUGGAUUUCAGCUUCUGGUGGAUGUUGCACUCAAAAGGGCGGCAGAGAUGGAGUUGCAGGCAAAACUUAUGGCCUAAAUCCCCUUCCUUCUCUUUCCCCGUUUUGUUUUACCAGGCAGGGAUCUAACAGCUGUGUGGUUAUUGCCACCCACACGAUAUCAAAAGACUUCACUGCGUUAUUAUUAUUUUUUUUAUUAAUCUUAUUUGCACAAGGGGAUUGCUGAAAUGAAGCUUCCUGUCACUGAGAUGGUCUUCAGUGGAAUACGGUCAUUCCAAGAAUUACGAACUUAAAGCUACUGUAGAAAGAAAGGAUUGUGUGUUUCGUUGGGAUUUUUUUUUAAUGUUUUCUUUGUAGAUUUUUCAUAAUGUGAGAUGUUUCCCAAGAUCAUGUGAUUUGUUUUGUUUCUUUCAGACUGUGCAAUAUCUAGUAAUGCUAUAGAGUCUUCUUAUCAUUCCCAUGUGGAACGGAAUAUACCGACACGCUGUCUAAAUUUUCAAUUUUUUUAACAAUACAAACUUUGGAUGAUCAUGCUUUUUUUCCCAUAAUAUAAUAAAGUAUUUUCUUUAAAA